AUGUUAUUCCUUUUGCAUAUAUAUAUACCACAAAAUUCGGUUGCUUAUGUGUCUAAUAUAUUUCCUAUGACAUAUAUUUACCCAUCCUUUACAUUUGUAUCAUUCCUUUUAUUUUCUUAUUUGUUUUCGCAUUUUACCUACAUCUUAAAGUACGAACAAAAAAUUAUUAAUAGAAUAUUAUCAUCGAAUUCAUUACAUGUUGUACAUAAUUUUCCCUUUGUGCAAAAUGAUAUAGAAAGGAAUAUUAUAAAGGAUGACAAAAAUAAUGAAAAUACAGACAAUAGGAAUAAACAAUACAUGAGUGAUGAAGAGAAAAAGGAAAAAAAGGAAAAAAUGGAAAAAAAUGAAAAAAUUGAAAAAAAUGAAAAAAAUGAAAAUGGAGAUCAUCCGCAGCUAUUACAACAUAAUUAUGAUACUUUAAAUAUCCGACACAAUAACAAUCAUAUGCUAGAUUUCCUUUCUAGUGUUCAAAAAAAAGAAAGUAGAAAAUUUUAUUCCAUAAACCUGAAAGAGAAAAACUUUAGAUGGAGUAUGAUAUUGAGUAUAGGUUCCAAAAAAAAAGAUUUAGAAUUAGGUAUCCUUACGAAUAGUAAUAUUACGGGUUUAUAUUGUUCUUAUAAUUAUAAAGAUAAUGAUGAACUAAAAAACCUUAAAUAUGAUAUUACUGUUUCAGAAGAUUUAAAGUAUGUAGAAUGUAAGAGUAUAAUGUGUGACAAUGUAGAACAUAGUAGUCCUUGUUUACCUUUAGAAAAUUAUUUUAAAUUAAUAAAUGAUUAUAAAAUAAGAAAGAGAAGUUGUCAAAAUAAAUUUUGUGAUUAUGUAAACAAUAUGAAUUUUCUAAAUAUGAUAGAUAGAUUAAAUGAUAGAAAUUUAUCUAUUUGUUCUUUUAAUACUACAAUUAAUAAUGAACAAAUAAUAGGUUUUUAUUUUAAAGAUUCCUUUUUUUUAUAUAAGAAAAUUAAAACUUCUUUUUUAUAUUUUGCAUGUAUAACAGAAAGUGACCCUUUACAUUUUAAUAAUAAACUUUCUGGAUUUAUAGGAUUAGCAAAUUAUAUUAAUGAUAAAGAAAAAUAUCAUAAUCAGAAUAAAAAGAUAUAUUCUACAAUUUUAUAUUCAUUUAUAUAUAAAUCUAUUUCGAAAAAAAAUAUUUUUUCUUUAUGUUUUAAACAAGGAGGAGGAUUUAUUACUUUUGGUGGGUAUGAUCAAAAUGUCUUAACAAAAAAGGAAGCACCUUUAUCAAAAAUACAAUUAUAUUCUAUAGAUAAAAAUACAAAUAAGAAAUAUGUACAACAAUUAAAUUCUUUUGAUGUAUAUGAUCUUUUGUGGAUACAUUAUUAUGCAAAGAAUAAAUCUUAUUAUAGUCUUUUCCUCAAAAAUGUUACAGCAACAAUCGAUCAAAAUAAAAUGAAUAGUGUAAUUAAUGCCGAGGCAAAAGUCGAUUCCUAUAAUUAUUUUUUAUCCUUUCCAGCUGAUAUUACAAUAAAAUUAAAAAAUUUUGUUCAUGACAAAUGUCCUGACACAGAUCAAUUUAAUGACUGCUCAAAUUUAAUUGAAAAGGGACUCAUCAAAUUGAAGAACAAAAACAUAAAGGAUUUUCCAAAAAUAGAAUUGUUAUUUGAAGAAGGAACAGUAAUAAUACAUCCAGAAGAUUAUAUAAUACAUGAAAGUGAUGGUGUAUACAGAGUGUUAAUAAAUUCAUCAGGGGAAUUAAAAUUAGGCAUUCCAUUCUUUUUAAAUAAAUAUUUAAUAUUUGAUAAUGAAAAUGAGAGACUAGGGGUUAGUAAAUCAGAAUGUGCUCUUGAACUAAACGACAAUGAAUUAUUUGGAGUUGACCUUUCAUCAAAUGAUGAUCCUUACGAAGAAAAAGAUGACGAUUCAAUGAAGGAGAAUUUUUUUCAGAAAUACAAAACACACAUUAUUUUGAUUUCUAGUGGGAUAUUUGUCUCUUCUAUUAUUGGAAGUAUCUUAUAUUUUAGUUGA
This is a messenger RNA of Plasmodium reichenowi, 1980 nucleotides long. Its product is annotated as aspartyl protease, putative. The record is from RefSeq and is a predicted model, not a curated record. The coding region runs from base 1 to 1980 and encodes 659 amino acids. Gene Ontology annotation, molecular function: aspartic-type endopeptidase activity. NCBI's taxonomy places the organism in Eukaryota, Apicomplexa, Aconoidasida, Haemosporida, Plasmodiidae. The transcript has 6 exons. Gene Ontology annotation, biological process: proteolysis.